Nothobranchius furzeri (turquoise killifish) is the source of this 4018-nucleotide messenger RNA. RefSeq names its product hexokinase-1. The record is from RefSeq and is a predicted model, not a curated record. Gene Ontology annotation, cellular component: cytosol; mitochondrion. NCBI's taxonomy places the organism in Eukaryota, Metazoa, Chordata, Actinopteri, Cyprinodontiformes, Nothobranchiidae. Gene Ontology annotation, molecular function: D-glucose binding; mannokinase activity; glucokinase activity. Gene Ontology annotation, biological process: glucose metabolic process; carbohydrate phosphorylation; intracellular glucose homeostasis.
AUUCCAGUGGAGCGCUCUGUCGUUUCCCUGGAGCUAACUAGGAGCUAGCAAGGGGGGAGGCGGUGUGUGUGUGUGUGUGUGAGGGGUGGGACUACUGCCUGAAAGCUGACCAGCCGGCACGUCAGCUGCUCUACUCUUGUUUUACCACUUUUUCCUUUUAACCUUGGCCAGCUGCGCAGGUUGGGCCUGCUUCUUUAUCUGCUGCAGGUUUAGACGGGAUCAGUGUGGAGGAUCUGGAGUAAACAGGCUUCCUUUUCCUCCUCCUGUGUUCCAAACACUCCAUAGCAACUGACAGCUCCUGGCGGACGUGCAGGAAGGAUGAUAGCGGCUCAGCUUCUGGCCUACUACUUCACUGAGCUGAAGGAUGAUCAGCUCAAGAAGAUUGAUAAGUACCUGUACUCCAUGCGGUUCUCUGACGACACGCUGAAGGACAUCAUGAACCGCUUCCGCAGGGGGAUGGAGAACGGACUCGGCCGGGACACCAACCCCACUGCUGCUGUGAAGAUGCUGCCCACCUUUGUGAGGUCCAUCCCUGAUGGAUCCGAAAAGGGGGACUUCAUUGCUCUGGAUCUUGGGGGGUCAAGCUUUCGGAUCCUGCGUGUCAAAGUGACUCAAGACAAGAAGCAGCCUGUUCAGAUGGAGAGCCAGGCUUACGAUACACCUGAUGACAUCAUCCAUGGGAGUGGCACACAGCUUUUUGACCAUGUCGCUGAAUGUCUGAGUGACUUUGUGGAGAAGCAGAAGAUCCAGGAUAAACGUCUCCCGGUGGGGUUUACAUUCUCCUUCCCCUGUGUCCAGAGCAAGCUGGACGAGGCCGUCUUGGUGACAUGGACAAAGAAGUUUAAAGCCAGCGGCGUGGAGGGCAUGGAUGUGGUGAAGCUUCUCAACAAGGCCAUCAACAAACGAGGGGACUACGAGGCAGACAUCAUGGCGGUCGUGAAUGACACCGUAGGAACUAUGAUGACGUGUGGAUUUGAUGAUCAACGGUGUGAAGUGGGAAUCAUCAUUGGAACAGGAACGAACGCCUGCUACAUGGAGGAGCUGCGUCACAUUGACCUAGUGGAGGGGGACGAAGGCCGGAUGUGCAUUAACACUGAGUGGGGGGCCUUUGGGGAUGACGGCUCCUUGGAAGACAUUCGCACAGAGUUUGACCGAGAGAUUGACAGAGGUUCCCUCAACCCAGGAAAGCAACUAUUUGAAAAGAUGGCCAGUGGAAUGUACAUGGGAGAGCUGGUUCGACUCAUCCUGGUCAAGAUGGCCAAAGAGGGGCUGCUGUUUGAAGGACGAAUAACCCCUGAGCUGCUGACAAAGGGAAAGAUUGAGACUAAACAUGUCUCUGCUAUUGAAAAAACUAAAGAAGGACUGAAGAAAUGUAUGGAGAUACUGACACGUCUGGGUGUGGAGCCUUCUGAUGAGGACUGCCUGGCCGUGCAGCACGUUUGCACCAUCGUUUCCUUCCGAUCUGCAAAUCUGAUCUCUGCUACUCUGGGAGCCAUCCUUUCCCGUCUAAAGGACAACAAAGGAGUUGCCCGCCUUCGUACAACAGUGGGCAUCGAUGGUUCCCUCUAUAAGAUGCACCCUCAAUAUGCUCGCCGUCUGCACAAGACAGUUCGCCGUUUGGUUCCAGACUCCGAUGUUCGCUUCCUGCUGUCAGAGAGUGGCAGUGGAAAGGGCGCAGCCAUGGUGACAGCAGUGGCAUACCGUCUCACUGAGCAGGCGCGGCAGAUUCAACAGACUUUGGCCGAAUUCAGGCUGAGCAAAACUCAGCUGCUAGAGGUGAAGAAACGCAUGAGAGUGGAAAUAGAGCGCGGCCUGAAGAAGGACACCCACAAGCAAGCUACGGUCAAAAUGUUGCCAACUUUCGUCCGAAGUACACCGGAUGGGACAGAAAACGGAGAUUUCCUCGCCCUGGAUCUAGGAGGAACAAACUUCCGUGUGCUUCUGGUUAAGAUCCGUAGUGGGAAGAGGCGAUCGGUGGAGAUGCAUAACAAAAUCUACGCCAUUCCAAUAGAAGUCAUGCAGGGCACAGGAGAAGAACUUUUUGACCACAUUGUGCACUGCAUCUCAGACUUUCUGGACUACAUGGGAAUGAAAAGUGCUCGACUUCCACUGGGCUUCACCUUUUCCUUCCCCUGCCAUCAAACCAGCCUGGACGCAGGAAUCCUGGUUACCUGGACAAAAGGCUUCAAGGCCACAGAGUGUGAGGGAGAAGAUGUGGUGGAGCUCCUACGUGAGGCCAUCAAGAGAAAAGAGGAAUUUGAACUGGAUGUGGUCGCCAUAGUGAAUGACACAGUGGGAACCAUGAUGACUUGUGCCUACGAGGAACCCACAUGUGAAGUUGGACUGAUUGCAGGCACGGGGAGUAAUGCUUGCUACAUGGAGGAGUUGAGGAACAUUGAGAUAGUACCAGGAAAUGAGGGCCGUAUGUGUGUCAAUAUGGAGUGGGGGGCAUUUGGAGAUAACGGUUGUCUUGACGACAUCAGAACGAAGUACGACCAGGCUGUGGAUGAAAACUCACUCAAUGAGGGCAAACAAAGAUAUGAGAAGAUGUGCAGUGGAAUGUACCUGGGUGAGAUUGUGCGGCAGAUUCUGAUUGACCUGACCAAGCGGGGUUUCCUGUUCCGGGGACAAAUCUCAGAGACACUUAAAACCAGAGGCAUCUUUGAGACCAAGUUCCUGUCACAAAUAGAGAGUGAUCGUCUGGCGCUGCUGCAGGUCAGGGCCAUUUUACAGCAGCUGGGACUCGACAGCACCUGUGACGACAGUAUUAUCGUUAAAGAGGUGUGUGGGACGGUGUCCCGCCGUGCUGCUCAGAUCUGCGGAGCAGGGAUGGCCGCGGUUGUGGACAAGAUCCGUGAGAACAGAGGACUGGACCACCUGGAUGUUACUGUGGGCGUGGACGGCACACUCUACAAGCUGCACCCACACUUUUCUCGGAUCUUCCUGCAGACGGUGAAAGAUCUUGCUCCCAAAUGUGACGUGAACUUCCUGCUGUCCGAGGACGGCAGCGGGAAGGGGGCUGCUCUCAUCACUGCCGUGGGCUGUCGCCAGAGGGAGCUGGAUGCCCAGCAGCACUGAGGAGCUUCGUUGCCCACCUGCUGCUCCACCGUGACCUUCACCUGCUGCACAGCCCGAAUCCAUGUCCCCUUGGCAGCCGUGACUCCACCUCCUCCCCAUGAUCCAGUCUGAGACAUGCUGCAUUAAUGGUGUUCUAAAGGAAGACCCAAAUAUUUAUUCAUCCUGUUAGAGAGUUUAUUGUUUAUCCGUUUGUACAUUUUCCAUAAUAGAUUGUCAAUAAUCUGAUAACUCCUUUGGUGUGCAAUACUUGUGUACUGCUACUUUUAUUUUUAUAUGGAGGCAAAUAUAUAACAGUGUUUAUAUCGCUGCAUCCCAGAUGUUCCGGGGACUUUGCACCACACAAAAGCUCAUGUCUGCACUUUUUAUAUGACGCCACAUUAGCGGUGUUUCAAUGUGGUUACCUAUUGAAGGACAUGGUCCUAACGGGACCAGCUCCGCCAGGGCUCGUUCAUGAAGGAUUGAAUGCAAAAGUCACGGCUGUUAAACUACUGUCAACACUCACAGGAUGUGCGAGGCUACAACCCCCCGUUUGUGUAACUGUGUGUGUGUGUAUGGAUGUGUGUGUGUUCCACAGAUUCCUGCAGCACUGUACCAUUCACUCUUUAAGAGAGGACAAGGCAGAAGGAGGAAGUGUUAGCAUAACUUAUUAGUAUUUGUGAUUUACUAUACUUAUGGUGUUGUGUUGAAUCCUAAUUCUAUUGACUGUAUGUGCAAAAGAAUAAAUGUUUAUCGGGUCCUGAGAACAGAGUAGAUACGAGCGCGCUUCUGUGUGUAUUUGUGUCCUGCUGUGGAAACCUGUAGCUUUUAAUGUCCAAGCUCUGUGGACACUGCAUGCCUUACCUGAGACAGGAAGUGUUGCAUCUUUUUUUUUUACAUCAAUACAGAUUUGUGAUCAUGUCACAAAAAAUGGUUAAUUAAAUUACUUUCUGUUGUGGAUUAA